Molecule: messenger RNA, 1264 nt
Organism: Amborella trichopoda
Lineage: Eukaryota; Viridiplantae; Streptophyta; Magnoliopsida; Amborellales; Amborellaceae
Product: dihydroflavonol 4-reductase
Molecular function (GO): oxidoreductase activity, acting on the CH-OH group of donors, NAD or NADP as acceptor
Source: RefSeq, a predicted model, not a curated record
UGAAUAUCUUUUGAAACAAAAGUACAUUCGAAACAUAGAAACAGAGAAAGAGAGAUGACUGUGACUGCAGCAACAAAGGACACAGUGUGUGUCACAGGUGCAUCUGGGUUUGUUGGAUCAUGGCUCAUCAUGAGGUUGCUGGAGCGUGGUUAUGUGGUCAAAGCAACCGUUCGCGAUCCUGAAAACAUAAAGAAGACCCAGCAUUUGUUGGACCUUCCAAGUGCGAAGGAGAGGUUGACAUUGUGGAAGGCAGACUUAAAUGAUGAGGGAAGCUUUGAUGACGCCAUCUCCGGAUGCUCUGGUGUCUUCCAUGUCGCCACCCCUAUGGAUUUCGAAUCACAAGACCCUGAAAAUGAGGUGAUUAUACCAACAAUCAAGGGGGUCUUGGACAUCGUGAAAUCAUGCGUAAAGGCCAAAACCGUUCGACGUGUGGUGUAUACAUCCUCUGCUGGAACAGUCAAUGCAGUAGAACAUACAAUACCGGAGUACGAUGAGAGUUGCUGGAGUGAUGUUGAAUUUUGCCGUAGAGUAAAGAUGACGGGUUGGAUGUAUUUUGUAUCGAAGACACUAGCUGAAAAAGCUGCAUGGGACUCUGCCAAGGAAAAUAAUAUGGAUUUCAUCAGUAUCAUACCAACCCUUGUGGUUGGCCCAUUUAUCAUGCAAAGUAUGCCACCUAGCAUGAUAACAGCUCUAGCACUUCUCACAAGAAAUGAAGCUCACUACUCAAUCCUCAGACAAAUCCAAUUUGUUCAUUUAGAUGACUUGUGCAAUUGUCACGUUUUCUUGUUUGAGUACCCUAAUGCCAAUGGUAGAUAUAUCUGUUCUUCUCAUGAUACUACCAUCGUAGAACUCGCAAAAAUGCUGAGAGAGAGAUACCCUGAGUAUGACGUCCCUACAAUGUUCAAGGAUGCUGAUGAAACUCUCAAGCCUGUGAGCUUCCUAUCAAAGAAACUAAUGGACCUUGGAUUCAAAUACCAAUACACAUUAGAGGACAUGUAUGAUGGGGCCAUCAAAACCUGUCAAGAGAAGGGAUUGAUACCACUAGCCUCAGAGAAGAAGCCGGCCAUUGAGGAGAAGAAGCCAGCCAAUGAGGGGAAGGAAUAGAACUUGCACUCUUUUUAUGAAUUCACAUCCAAGCAAGAUAAUAUUUCUCAUAAUUUGUUCUAGUGAUUGUACCUCUUUAUUGAAUGGUGUUUAAGUUAUGUUGUUUUGGAUUUAUGCCCUCCACGUUUUGAUAAUGAUAUAUGUUAUUCCUUAUCAUUGU